This is a messenger RNA of Uloborus diversus, 1668 nucleotides long. RefSeq lists its product as uncharacterized. Gene Ontology annotation, molecular function: glutathione transferase activity. The coding region runs from base 21 to 1403 and encodes 460 amino acids. Gene Ontology annotation, biological process: glutathione metabolic process. The record is from RefSeq and is a predicted model, not a curated record. The transcript is spliced from 10 exons. NCBI's taxonomy places the organism in Eukaryota, Metazoa, Arthropoda, Arachnida, Araneae, Uloboridae.
UCUCUGUUACAGCUAAUAUCAUGACGAUAGACUUUUACCAAUUACCGGCCAGCCCACCUUGUCGAACGAUUUUUUUCACGGCACAACAUCUAGGGAUAAAACUGAACGAGAAGUAUGUGGAUCUAUUUGCUGGAGAACAUUUAAAACCGGAAUUCUUGAAAAUGAAUCCUCAACAUACGGUUCCAGUUAUAAAUGACGAUGGAUUCUGUUUGACGGAAAGCCGUGCAAUUGUAACUUAUCUUGUGAAUAAAUAUGCCCCAAACCACCCUAUUUACCCUGAAGACCCAAAGAAAAGAGCAGUUAUCGACAGGAUGCUUUAUUUAGACGCUGGAUUGUUUGCAGCUAUAAGAGACAUCACGAUGCCGCUAUGGCUAAAGGGAACACCCCCAAGUCAGGAGAAACUUGAAGCAAUCAAGAAACACUUGAACAUAUUCGAAGAAAGUUUGGGCAAGACUUCUUAUGCUGCUGCAGAUCAUAUCACUCUGGCUGAUUUCUCCUUCACUGCAAAUAUUGAACAUCUUAAAAUAAUUGAUAUCGAUUUGAGUGGAUAUCCGAGAAUAACAGCAUGGAUGCAGAAACUGAAGAAAGAGAUUCCAAAUUUCCAUGAAAUAAAUGAAGUACCAGUCCAGAAAGUCAUAGAAUAUUUUAAAAAUAGGGAAUCAACUCCACAUGUGAGUGAAUAUCAGUUUCCUUCAACUUCCACUCUGAGGUUUGCAGUCAAAGAGACCGGAACUGCUCUUACUGCUAACAUCAUGACGAUCGACUUAUACCAACUUCCGGAAAGUCCACCUUGCCGAACGGUGAUUUUCACAGCGCAACACCUGGGGAUAAAACUGAACGAGAAAUAUAUGGAUCUGUUUACUGGAGAGCAUUUAAAACCGGAAUUCUUAGAAAUAAAUCCACAAUGCACAGUUCCAGUUAUAAAUGACGAUGGAUUCUAUUUGUGGGAAAGCCGAGCUAUUGCAGCUUAUCUUGUGAAUAAAUAUGCCCCAAACCACCCUAUUUACCCUGAAGACCCACAUGAAAGAGCAGUAAUCGACAGGAUGCUUUAUUUAGACUGUGGUUUAUUUGCAGCUGAAAGAAACAUCAUGGUACCAUUGUGGAAGAAGGGAACACCCCCAAGUCAGGAACACCUUGAAGCCCUCAAGAAACAAUUGAACAUAUUUGAAGAAAGUUUGGGCAAGACUUCUUAUGCUGCUGCAGAUCAUAUCACUCUGGCUGAUUUCUCAUUGGUUACACAUAUUGAACAAGUCCGGGUAAUAAACUUCGAUUUGAGUGGAUAUCCAAGAAUAACAGUGUGGAUGCAGAAACUGAAGAAAGAGAUUCCAAAUUUCCAUGAAAUAAAUGAAGUACCAGUCCAGAAAUGCAAGGAAUAUUUUGAAAACAAAAAGCAUAUUCCAUAAAUACUUACAAGAGUACAACAUUUUGCGUACAAUGAGUUGUAAAACAUUAUUUCAAUUAAAUAUUUAAAUUUCACUAAUUUAGAAACUAUUAAAUUUGUUACCUUUGUAUUAAUCGAAACUGUUUCAAAUUCUGAGUUAAAGCAUAGUAACUGAAACUUUGUGUAAAUCUAAAUUUUCAGUACGUAUGGUACAGAAUUCUAAGAACAAAAUUGUACAUUUGCUGUUUACAAAACAUUUUGUGAUUUGUUUUUCAGAUAAAAUAAAA